AUGUCCGGCAGACCAAGAAUGCUGGAAAUGUUCAACGAGCAGUUCCCACGAUUUGCCGGCCAACUAGAUCGGAAUAAGCUCUACACACGGAGACGAGCGAUUUUGUCACACAACAUGCUGUCCCCGGCUGAAAUAGAGGCCAUCAAGUUGGAAGUGCAACGAGAACUGCGUAGAGAGAGUGGAAGAUCGAGCGAUAUGUCGAGAAGGAGCUCUGCUAGGCUGAGUGCAUCGUUCGCUAGUGAAAGGCGCGAAUCUAUUGCACCACCACCGGAUCCAGUGGAUGAGCCUAGAGGACAAGAGCCGGCAGAGGAUCAACAACGAGGUCAAUUAAAGAACGAAUUGGCUUUCCACAUGGAUGCAGCAGUGACCCAGUUUUACGGAACGGACCCCUUAACCCGACACAAGAUUCCGAAGUUGCAGUAUUCCCACCGACUAACGAGUGCCGUCCAAGUACUCGACCAGGAAGUACUACCUGUGUACCUGGAAGUGGUAGAGAAUCUAGAGGAGCUGCAAUUUAUCGUUUAUUGUGGAACUGUAGCUGUUGUACGGACGUUAGGAAUGCGCACCUUUCACCAAGACGAUAGACAGAACCGCGUACUCUCCAAAAAACCGAAACCUGCUUGGAUGAGACGCCUGGAAGGUCGUAUCCAAACGCUCCGAGUAAAAAUCGGUCGACUAACGCAGUACAAGAGGGGAAGUCGAUCGCGAAAGCUGAUUCGUGGAGUUGCUGAAAUUGUCACUUCUGAGCAGGAAAAUGUGCUCAUCGAAACAAUGUUUGCAAUUGGACUGCAACAGGCCAACCGAUAUAUAAAUGCGUACUGCAGGCUUCUCGAUUUGGCUUUAGGUGGCCUACCAGACCAAUUAGACAUAACCGAACACAACUCGCCUCUAUUGCCAGUGGACAAUCACCAUGAAGCGUUCGUUCUGCUACUCGACGUGGACAGCGACGAUCUAGAUCUAAUUGCGCACAAGGAGAUAGACAACAAUUCUUCCUUCGAUUUUCACCUAUGCAAUUUCGCACAGCUGAAAAUGGCUCUGGUGGCUGUUGAUUGGGACACCCCACUGCAAACAGGAUCAACUUCUUUCAGCAUUCUAUGA
Messenger RNA from Toxorhynchites rutilus septentrionalis, 1098 nucleotides. RefSeq lists its product as uncharacterized. The record is from RefSeq and is a predicted model, not a curated record. NCBI's taxonomy places the organism in Eukaryota, Metazoa, Arthropoda, Insecta, Diptera, Culicidae. The transcript has 2 exons. Bases 1 to 1098 code for a protein of 365 amino acids.